CCGCCCCCCCGUUGCCAUGGCCGGGCCCGUCCCCCGGCAACGCGGCGCCACGUGACCCCCGCCAUGGCCGCGCCGAGGGCAGGGGUUCCCGGCGCCCGGCUGUGCUGAGCUCUGCUCCCCAGCGCCUCUGGCUGCAGCUUCUUCCAUGGGCUCCCCAGUGUCCUUUGUGCUGUCCCGCAUGGCGGCCUGUGGGGGUGCAGGGGCCAAGAGCCGCCUGACAGUGCCGAAGCCGGUGUGGGACUUCCUGACGCAGCAGAGCCCGGGCAAGCUGGCGCGGCUGCGCGAGGCUACGCCCGUCAGCAUCCUCAUUGACGGUGAGACGGCUGAGCUUUAUGUGCUGCAGCUUACAGCGCCCGCACCUGCACCUGCCCAUGGCCUGUAUGCCGCCCGCAAGGCCCUUAAGGCCCUGCUCAAGGAGACCGAGAAGGAGCUCAAGAAAGCCCAGCGCCAGGCCGAGCUGGGUGGCUGCGUGGCCCUUCUGGGCUCCCGGGCACCGCGGGGGACAGCCGCGGGCGUGGGCACGGGCCCGGCGGCGGGGCAGGGCCCGGGUGGCUCCGGGGAGGAGGAGCCCGAGAGCCAGUGCCCAAUCUGCCUGGGCGAGAUCCAGAACCGCAAGACACUGGAGCAGUGCCGCCAUGCCUUCUGCGAGGGCUGCAUCACCCGUGCCCUGCAGGUCAAGCGGGCCUGCCCCAUGUGUGGGCGCUUCUAUGGGCGCCUGGUGGGCAACCAGCCUGAGAACGGGCGCAUGCUGGUGUCCAAGGACUCGGGGCUGCUGCUGCCCGGCUACGAGAAGUAUGGCACCAUCAUCAUCCAGUACGUCUUCCCGCCCGGCGUGCAGGGGGCGGAGCACCCCAACCCAGGCGUGCGGUACCCAGGCACCACACGUGUGGCCUACCUGCCCGACUGCCCCGAGGGCAACAAGGUGCUGGGGCUGUUCCGGAAGGCAUUCGACCAGCGCCUCACCUUCACCAUCGGCACCUCCAUGACCACAGGCCGCGCCAACGUCAUCACCUGGAAUGACAUCCACCACAAGACCAACUGUACCGGCGGGCCCCAGCUGUUCGGCUACCCCGACCCCACGUACCUCUCCCGGGUGCAGGAGGAGCUGCGGGCCAAGGGCAUCACUGAGGAUUGACUCCCCCGCAGGAUCCCUCCCGGCUUGCGGGGCACAGGGGGCAAGAGCCUGGGGGCAAGGGGCAUGUGUGUCUGCGUGCACACGGGGGCGAGGGGGGGAGCUGUGUGAACCAGGGCUGCGUGCAGUAGCGUGUGGGAAUCGGUGUGUCAAGCGGUGCGUAUGUGUUGUCCCAGGUGCCUGGGUGCUGUGUGUACACUUGUGUGUGUCUCAGAUGCCUGGGUUCUGUGUGCAUGUGAUCCUGGACUCCUGGGUUCUGUGUGCGCAUGUGGGUGUGCGUGUCAGACAUUUGGGUUUUGUGUGUGGGUGUUUGUGUGUGUGUGUCCCGGAUGCCUGGGUUCCAUGUGUGCCCACGCGUGUGCGAAUCAGCCCGCGUUGAGAGGCGGGGGGUAUGUGCAUGCCAGUGAGCUCUUGGCAGCAUGUGCCCCUGUGCGUGCAUGCGUGAAAGGAGCCGUGUGUGUGUGCGUGCAGAGCCCUGCCCCCGCUCCCCCAGCCCCAGGACAUCGCCCUCGCCAGACCCCCAUCGUCGCCGUGGCCUCGUGGCCUGGACGUGCCCCCCCAGUGGAUGGACAUGCCCCCCUGAACGGACAGACAGGGCCGGGCGGACAAAUGUGGGGGCCCCCCUUGUGUUGCUUGUGUCCCGCAUGCCGCCGUGGUGCGGGGGGAUCGUGUGUGCCCUGUGCUAGAGAUGACACAUAGACCCCUAGACCCUCACCCCCCGGCCCGGCUCCCUCCCCUUCUCCCUACCCAAACCCCCCCAUUUUGGGCCCAGUCAUGUCAGUUUUGGGGUUUUCCGGCCGUCCGAGGAGCUGGGGAUGCCCCCAAUAAACAUAUGCAACGUG
Molecule: messenger RNA, 1974 nt
Organism: Alligator mississippiensis (American alligator)
Lineage: Eukaryota; Metazoa; Chordata; Crocodylia; Alligatoridae
Gene: DTX3
Product: deltex E3 ubiquitin ligase 3
Exons: 5
Coding region: 146-1135 (329 amino acids)
Biological process (GO): protein ubiquitination; Notch signaling pathway
Source: RefSeq, a predicted model, not a curated record